AAUUCAUGGUUUCAGGUUAGUGUCGUGUUUUCAGACCCGCGGGAAGACGACACCUUUGGUCUUGAUCUGUCGAAGAUCGGCCGAGGACUGUGAAGUGUGAUCGAACAUUUCGCGGUGUAAACAUAAUGCUGCGCAACACGUUACUGGCCGGCAGUUCGGCGGCGAAUGGUUCCUUUGGGAUUUUGAGCGGCCUGCCAAACACCGUUUGCGUGCAAUGCGUCAGAUGGAAAAGAAAACCGCUUUGGUUGGGUACGGCGAAGAGCAAGCUAUUCCGGAUUCCUGAACGGCCAAAAAUCCCCAAAGAUGAGACAAUUGAGCUUCUGAGAUUACACAACAAUUACAGGACCCUCGUUAGAUCCAUACGGCAUCACAUAACAGAAGCUGUUAUCGGAAGUCAGGCGCGAGUCGAUACGGAGCUGCGUGCGAAACAGGAGGAGGAAGAUUUUGCCCGUUGCGUAGCUCUGAAUAAUGAGUGGAACGAAUCCAAAGCCAAGGCCAGAGAUGAGAGAUUGGCUAAGGCACGCGAAGUCAGGAGGGAGGAAAUACUUAGGAAAAUUAUAGCUCAAGAGCAAUUAGCCGCUAAGCAGCUUGAAAAUAUUGAAAAAACUGUUAAACGAGUUAAGGAGGAAGCGGUUACUUUUAUAACUGAGAAGAAUAUAGAUCAAGCCAUAGAAGACGCUUUAAAUAACCCUGUCGACCACAAUUGGGCACUCGAUCUAGAAGGGACGAUACAUCGCGGAAAGUAUGUUCAACCCCAAGCCAACGAAGGUCAGAGACAAAAAAGAAUGCAGCCUGGUGUCUGAAACAAAUGAUUGUAGAUUAAUGUAAAGUAUAGAAAUGGUACCGUUGGUUAGAAAGUGCAAGGUCGUAUUUUCUACCUUGAUAAUAAAUGUUUACUUCAAAAACGUU
This is a messenger RNA of Neodiprion virginianus, 909 nucleotides long. RefSeq names its product probable 28S ribosomal protein S26, mitochondrial (gene mRpS26). NCBI's taxonomy places the organism in Eukaryota, Metazoa, Arthropoda, Insecta, Hymenoptera, Diprionidae. Gene Ontology annotation, cellular component: mitochondrial small ribosomal subunit. The record is from RefSeq and is a predicted model, not a curated record. The coding region runs from base 126 to 803 and encodes 225 amino acids. The transcript has 2 exons.